Molecule: messenger RNA, 1927 nt
Organism: Glycine soja
Lineage: Eukaryota; Viridiplantae; Streptophyta; Magnoliopsida; Fabales; Fabaceae
Product: serine/threonine-protein kinase SRK2E-like
Exons: 9
Coding region: 536-1648 (370 amino acids)
Biological process (GO): intracellular signal transduction; protein phosphorylation
Cellular component (GO): nucleus
Molecular function (GO): protein serine/threonine kinase activity; ATP binding
Source: RefSeq, a predicted model, not a curated record
AGCACAAAAAAGAAAGAAAAUCCAAAGCCAAAAAAAAAUUAAAAAUUAAAAAUUUGCUGUCUCAUGCAUCUCAGAUUCUCAGGUUUGGAUAAAAUCAAAAAGAUAAACUUUGGUGUAAGAAAGAAAGAGAGAGAGAGAAAAAAGGAAAAGCAACGAGACGAUACGUUCACGUUCUGGUUCACACUUUCACGAGCCUAUCACCGACCCUCUGCACCUGCAACUGCAACUUCCAACUUCUACUUCAACUUCAACCACUGCAAGCUCUGAAAGAAGAAGAAAAAAAAAAUAUCCCCAUUUGGUUUGGUUGGUGAAAGUUGCAACCUUUUUUCACGGGCUCAAGCUGAAGUAACUUUUUAACUUGGCAGUCUCUUUUUUUCAGCAUCGACCAUCGUUUUGUUUUGCAAAGAUCUGAUCUGGGUCGUGGAUAUUUCAAUGUGAAAGUUAAGGUUUUUUUUGUUGGGGUGUUGGUGUUUUUGUUGCAUAAUAGUAUAAUAGAAAGAAAAAAAAGGUGGGAUUUUUAAAAGGGGUGGUGGAUAUGGAUCGUUCUGCUAUGACUGUUGGGCCAGGAAUGGAUAUGCCGAUCAUGCAUGACAGUGACAAGUAUGAGCUGGUCCGUGAUAUUGGGUCUGGGAAUUUUGGGGUGGCAAGGCUCAUGAGAGACAAGCACACUGAGGAGCUUGUUGCUGUCAAGUAUAUUGAGAGAGGUGACAAGAUAGAUGAAAAUGUACGAAGGGAAAUUAUAAAUCACCGAUCACUGAGGCAUCCCAAUAUUGUCAGGUUCAAGGAGGUUUGUUCUCUGAACUCUAUCAUAUUAACCCCUACACAUUUGGCUAUUGUGAUGGAGUACGCUUCUGGGGGAGAGUUAUUUGAGCGGAUAUGCAAUGCAGGACGGUUUAGUGAAGAUGAGGCACGCUUCUUCUUCCAACAACUUAUAUCAGGGGUUAGCUACUGUCAUGCAAUGCAAGUAUGCCAUCGUGACUUGAAGUUGGAGAACACAUUGUUGGAUGGUAGUCCAGCUCCUCGUUUGAAGAUUUGUGAUUUUGGGUAUUCAAAGUCCUCCGUGCUACAUUCACAACCUAAAUCUACAGUCGGUACCCCUGCAUACAUUGCUCCUGAAGUUUUGCUUAAGAAGGAAUAUGACGGCAAGAUUGCAGAUGUGUGGUCUUGUGGGGUGACCUUAUAUGUCAUGUUGGUGGGUGCAUAUCCUUUUGAGGAUCCAGAGGAACCUAAAAAUUUCCGGAAGACAAUUCAUAGGAUUUUGAAAGUCCAGUACUCAAUUCCUGAUUAUGUUCAUAUAUCUUCUGAGUGCCGUCAUCUAAUCUCUAGGAUCUUUGUGGCAGACCCUGCACAGAGAAUAAGUAUUCCCGAGAUUCGAAACCACGAAUGGUUUUUGAAGAACCUGCCGGCCGAUCUCAUGGUUGAGAACACGAUGAACAGGCAAUUUGAGGAGCCUGAUCAACCAAUGCAGAGCAUUGAAGAAAUCAUGCAGAUAAUCAGUGAGGCUACAAUUCCUGCAGCCGGAACUCAGUCUCUCAACCAGUAUCUUACUGGUAGCUUGGACAUUGAUGACGACGACAUGGACGAGGACCUAGAGACCGAUCCCGACCUCGACAUUGAUAGCAGUGGAGAAAUAGUUUAUGCAAUAUGAGCUGCUGGCAGACAAUGCAAACUGACUUCUCUGAUCAAUUUAUAUAUAUAGUAUGCCAUGGGUUGUUCAAAGGGUUUGGAAUAUCUGGAAGGAAAAGAUUUCACAUCUGAAGGGAAGGAUUCUGUGAAAAAGUUUAUGUUGUGAGGAUCAUUCCUGCUUAUAGUCAAUGGUCCUUUCAUGAUUACAUGCUGCUUUGUAUUGAUAGUGUGUCAUUGUUAUAUUAUGAAGUGGUUGCCUUUCCCUUUUCAUUUCCUUGGAAUUAGUACUUUGUUCUCGUCA